GAAAAACGUUGUGGCGAAGCCGCAAGUGAGCUAUAAAACAGCUGGACCCCGUGGUAUGAUUUCUGUGGGUAUUGUAUGAGGUCUCUGUGAGAGGAACAUAGGAGCAUCUAGUGGAUGAGGUGGGAUCUUACGAUCUGUCUUCUAUCCCAUGGUCGAUAAGAGGAGCAUAGGAGCAUCCAGUGGAUAAAACGUAAGCUUAAGUUCUAUCACAUCAACCAACUAUUUUGUCAAUUUUUACUAAUUCGCAUAUAGUUAAUAAUACGUGUAUUAAUUUUUGUAUCCAACCACAUAUUCAUCUAACAGCUCGUCAAUUCAUCCAUUAAUUAAGAAGUAUUGUUUAUCAUUUAUAGGUACAUUCUUAAAUUCAAGCUUUCAACUUAUCAUCUAUUUAUAGUCCACCAACACAUCCCGUUUUCAGGUACCUUUCUACACGUUAAUCGUUCCGGAAAACUUUGCAAAUUCUUUCUUAUGCCUUAUGAUUAGUUAGUGUUUUUGACAUGUCCCAAUGUUUAUUUUAUUGAUGAACAAGGUGAUCAUCAGUCUUCGUAAACUGUUUCAGAUACCGAGAAAGAUAUCAAGAAUAAAUUGGUAAGGAAAAAAAAAAUCUACUGUUAAAGCGUCUGAAACUGUUCCCACACAAUGUCGCGUCCAAGAUACACAUCACCAGUGACCGUCACACCACACACGGUCUUCAUACUAGGUCUUGUUUUGGGAAACGUCUUUGUUGUCGACUGCUAUCGUGAUGACGCCGUAGGAUAUCCCCACGGCGGCUGUCAGGAAAUGCACGUUCCAUGGUGUCAAGGCCUUCACUAUAACGAGACAUCGUUUCCAAACCCUCUGAAGCAUCAGACGCAGGAAGACGCGGUGCUGGAAUUAAUACAGUUCUUGCCUUUGUUCGACAUCAAAUGCAGCAGAAAUAUCAAGCUUUUCGUGUGCAGCGUUUACCUCCCAGUGUGCAGCGGACGAUACGGAGCUAUCUCUCCUUGCAGGUCACUCUGCGAAGAAGCGAGGCAAGGCUGUGAACCUCUACUGAACCAAUACGGCUUCGCUUGGCCUGAGCCAUUUCAUUGUGACCGAUUUCCAUCAACGGGAAUUUGUGUUAGCGCGAGCUCACCUCUUAAAAAAAAAAAGAAAAGAAAAAACAGGAAGGUUAACAGACGAAGAAAGAAGCUAAACUAGUGAAUGAUAUAGAUACUGCUGACGAUAGUCUGCGUCCAGUACAGAAGGAUGCGUGCCUGGACCAUAGUGUUAGUACGCGAGUCUCUGUGUCACUCACAUGCUUGUUUGCUAUUAUCAAGAAAGACUAAUGACUAAUUAUCUUGCGCGACCAAACCGAAACUCCAACCUUUUCAGAUGGAAGAGCUUGCAAUAUUUUUUUUUUUCUGGCAACGUCCCGCAAAAUGACAGUUUAGCUACAAAAAUACAUUAGUUAACAUAUUUACAAUCUGACCAUACUAGAGGUCAGCAACAUUAUCUGGCCACAUUCGAAACAAGAUUAUAAACAACAGCAUAGCAUCUUUUAAAGGACUCACUGCGUGAAACGCUGGAAAGUUUGAUGGCCAAAGCUUCAUACUCAAUGAUAAAAAUAUAACAAAUAAUAUAGCUUUAAACUUCAAUAAAAAAAUUGUAAGAUGAAAUGCGAUACAAUUUUAAGCGGCCGACACAUGUUAUGUGAAAUCUUGUAUAUAUAAUAUCAACUUUGAACACAUUUGUUUUGUAUUAGGGGGUGUGUGCGAAAAAUCCCACACAUAGUGUCAAUCGGCCUGGAAAAGUCAAACGACAGCUCUGCACCAACUCUAGGGACAUCACUGGCUACGUGCAGAUAGGCCAACAUUUUGUGCAUUUUUUCUUUCCAUUAAAUUUUUUUUUUCCAAUGGACUUCACUUACGUCAAUUUUGUUUAUGGCCUUGGUUUUGAAGCUUUGUGCCGUCGUUGGUAAAUCAAUAAAA
Molecule: messenger RNA, 1949 nt
Organism: Lymnaea stagnalis (great pond snail)
Lineage: Eukaryota; Metazoa; Mollusca; Gastropoda; Lymnaeidae
Source: the annotation of a GenBank genome assembly